This is a messenger RNA of Paramuricea clavata, 822 nucleotides long. Lineage: Eukaryota; Metazoa; Cnidaria; Anthozoa; Malacalcyonacea; Plexauridae. The record is from the annotation of a GenBank genome assembly.
AUGUACGUUCACACUGAUAUUGAUAAAUUCAAUGACGCCGCAACUACAAUUCUACGGAGUUUAGAUACACUUCUUCAGCCAGAAAUGGAGGUGAACGCCGUAGACAGAGACGGGCUGACACCUCUAGAUAUUGCGUGCAAACAUUUCCAGCGUCACUCGUCAGCCAUCAUUAUAUAGCAAAAUCAUUGACAAGCUACAGUACUCCUGCAUGGGGCUCGUCAAAGUGUACAGUCGUAUAAGCGUGAAAUAAGAUCUCGAUGUCCGAAGAGUCAUCUUAAAAAUGCAACCGACCUUGCUAAAACUACAGGCAGAGAGGCUAAUGUCACUGUUGUCGGAAAAUACCGUUAUUUUAAGGACAAGCCCAUCGGGUCUGGAGCUUUCAGUUUAAUGUUCCUGGCAAUCAAAGAUGAGCAUUUGGACAAACGGUCUGGCACUAUCCAAUAUAGCUUGUUCGCCUUGAAACGGAUAGAGAAGGCAAACGUUAAUCCAAAAGAAAUCAUACGUGAAGUGAAAACAUUGAUUUUAUUUUCUAACGAGUGCGAGAAUAUCGUUAAAUAUUACGGAUUUGAACAUUCGAAAGACGAGUUUUUUCACUACCUUUGCCUUGACCUGAUGGACGGUAAUCUUAAUGAAUUUGUCACAAACGAUGUUAAUAAAGUUCUGAAAGAGGAUCCAGCGAUAUGUGUACAAGCUACCAAAGAGAUUAUCAAUGGUUUGGAAUACCUUCACGAACAGAUGUUCAUUCAUUGCGAUCUGAAACCUGAAAACAUCCUGUAUACAACUGUCCUGCUUUGCAUUUCAAGAUCGCCGACUUUGGACUGA